AUGCGUCACGAGCUCUUCCCGAGCGCCGAGACCAGCAAUGUCUCCAAGUUGCGCUUCUACGUGGCUGCCGGCAGCCUCAUCUGGUUUGCGAUAGUUUGGAGUGUUUGUGCCAUUGGCUUCACGCAAUUAUUCCGUUACUACUGGAGAAGACCACAGCCGGCAGCAUGUAUCACGUCCAUGAAGGAGGAAGAGGUGCCUCAUGUCACCGUAAUUCGGCCUGUAUCUGGUUUGGAUCCGCGCCUUUAUGAGUGUUUGGCAUCGAGCCUGCGCCAGACCUACCCUAAGCGCAAGAUAGACAAUGUCUUUUGUGUCGCCAAUCGCUCAGAUCCCGCGCUACCUAUCCUCGAACGCCUUGUCCGCGACUUUCCUGAGUCUGAUGUUCAAAUCAUGGUCGAGGAGGAGGACCCACUACUCAAGAGGGACAGGACCGCGCUUGGACCAAAUCCAAAGAUCAGAAACAUGAGCCGUGCAUACCGAGAGGCCAAGGGUGACAUUGUAUGGAUUCUUGACUGCAAUGUCUGGGUGGGCAAGGGCAUUGGCUCCAGAUUCGUCGAUCUGCUGUGUGGAUACAGCAAGGACAAGGGAGGGAAGAGGAAGACCAAGUUCAAGUUCGUGCACCAGACUCCGCUCACUGUGGACCUGGACUCACAGAGCUUGACUCUGGAGGAGCGGAAAGAGCUGUUGAGUGGAAAACCGGAGGAGCGGGAGAACACCACAGCUGCUGCAGCAAAUUCUUCAUCGAAAGCUUCAGGCAGUGCCUUCAAGAGACUACUACAACGUGGUGGUGGACGUCUCGACGAAGCAUUCAUGUCCUCGGCACAUGCCAAGUUCUACCAGGCCAUUAACACGGUCAAGGUCGCGCCUUGCAUCAUGGGCAAGAGCACCAUGUUCCGUCGGUCGCAGCUUAACUACGUGACCUCCUCGAGCCCAAAGUACGCGCCUGGUAUCGACUUCUUCUCUGACAACAUCUGCGAGGACCAUCUCAUUGGUGACGCGCUAUGGAAACAACCGCAAGCAUUCGAGAAGCGCGACUACAAACCUGCAGCAGGUGAAAAGAAGGAGAAAUGGGGGAAGCACGAAAUGCUGUUUGGCGACUUCUGCUUCCAGCCUAUAAGUCACACGUCUGUGGCAGCGUAUCUGGAUCGUCGUAUACGCUGGCUGCGAGUCCGGAAGUAUACGGUCACUCUGGCCACGUUUGUGGAGCCUGGCACGGAGAGUAUGUUUUGCGGUGUAUACGGUGCGUAUGCACUGACCACUCUGCCGUACUUCCGCACGUUCAUCAGCCCUACUUGGACAUCAUUCGUUUUGAUAUGGCUGCUGCAUAUGAGUGCAUGGUGCUUUGUCGACUAUGUCCAGUACCUUCUGCUGCAUUCUGCAAAGACCGUAGAGAUCGACGCUGAUACGCCGGAUUUUGUCCUACCACAACGAUCAAAUGCCGCAUAUCACCGCGCUGAAUCUCUGAAGCCUCUUCUCGAAGACAAGGCACCCGGUCAACCAAGCCUGCUCGACGGCGCACGGAGAAAUUUCUGCGAGUUCUUCUACGCCUGGCUUGGGAGGGAGUUCUUCGCGUUGCCUGUGUGGAUUACAGCCUUCUGGGGUGGUGCAACGGUGGAAUGGAGAGGUAGGAAAUUUUACGUUGCACUGGACACAAAGGUCCAUGAGAUCUUGCCUCAGAAAAAGAAAGGUGCCGACCACGACAUCAAAAGUAAGAAAUAG
Messenger RNA from Ascochyta rabiei, 1716 nucleotides. Its product is annotated as Ceramide glucosyltransferase. The coding region runs from base 1 to 1716 and encodes 571 amino acids. The record is from RefSeq and is a predicted model, not a curated record. Lineage: Eukaryota; Fungi; Ascomycota; Dothideomycetes; Pleosporales; Didymellaceae. Gene Ontology annotation, biological process: glucosylceramide biosynthetic process. The transcript is spliced from 2 exons. Gene Ontology annotation, molecular function: ceramide glucosyltransferase activity. Gene Ontology annotation, cellular component: membrane.